AUGCGAUCGCUUCUUCUGCUCUCGACGCUCACCGUCUCAUCGGUCGUCGGCUGCGGCGGCAAGCCGUGCCACGAGAAGGCGUGUCCCAGCGAAUCGUUUCAAAAAUUCACAAGACCCAGCGGCCAUGUUGUUUGCCUAACGCCGUUCAAGCAGAAUAUGCGCUACGCGGAUACGGGCGCCGCUUGCGCCUCACUCGGCGACGGCGUCAAAUUAUUCGGCAUCGAAACCGAAGAGGAGUACACGUUUAUCAACGGACAAAUCGGUCAUUCCUGGUACUACGUCGCCGCGUUCCGAAAUCCGCAAUGCCAGGCGAAUCGGUCGGUGCUUGCCACGAUGCCCGAAUGCACAAGGGAUAAGAUGUUCCACUUCACUGAUGGCGUCACCCAAGGAACAUACCUUUGGGAAGGAAAAUGGCAAGCGAAUAAUCCCAACUCGGCGUUCAUCAAUGGCGAAUAUGAAAGCGCGAUUGGUGUUCGUGACGACGGCGUCGGAGAUUGGCCGUAG
Molecule: messenger RNA, 504 nt
Organism: Caenorhabditis bovis
Lineage: Eukaryota; Metazoa; Nematoda; Chromadorea; Rhabditida; Rhabditidae
Source: the annotation of a GenBank genome assembly